CUGCGCGUCCGCUUGCGCGGCGGCCGUUGGCCCUCGUCCCCGGAGUCACUGGAGGCCAGGCUGGCCCGCUCCGCUGCGCGUGCUCGCCGCGCUCCUCCGGUCACGAUCCUCGCCUCAUCGGCCUCGUCGUGGCGUGACGUCACGCCCGCUGCUCCUCUCCCGCACUCAAUUGACCAUCUCCCUUUGUUCGAUGCUAAGCUUUUCUCGAUUGUUCCCACAGCACCUCGCGUUUCCACCUAUCUACAACCGAUACCGUGA
Danaus chrysippus (African queen) is the source of this 258-nucleotide messenger RNA. The record is from the annotation of a GenBank genome assembly. Lineage: Eukaryota; Metazoa; Arthropoda; Insecta; Lepidoptera; Nymphalidae.